This is a messenger RNA of Ahaetulla prasina, 8895 nucleotides long. Its product is annotated as zinc finger protein OZF-like. Gene Ontology annotation, cellular component: nucleus. Gene Ontology annotation, molecular function: RNA polymerase II cis-regulatory region sequence-specific DNA binding; DNA-binding transcription factor activity, RNA polymerase II-specific. The transcript has 3 exons. The record is from RefSeq and is a predicted model, not a curated record. NCBI's taxonomy places the organism in Eukaryota, Metazoa, Chordata, Lepidosauria, Squamata, Colubridae. Gene Ontology annotation, biological process: central nervous system development; regulation of transcription by RNA polymerase II. Bases 516 to 2822 code for a protein of 768 amino acids.
GGGAGAUCAUUUUACAACCGUGUUAGAGUGAAACUUCCCCCAAAGCUGAACGGGUUAAAAGCACAAAGUUCAGCAGCUAGAGUAGAUCCAUAAAUGUAGACUCGCCCCCCCUCUUCCUCUUCCUGAAUUCCUUUUCCUGUAGCUCCUUUGGAUAAAACUUUUCGUUUGGUGUUGUCGUUGUAAUUUUGCUGGGCGAAUCUCAACAGUUCGGAAAGGCUGCAGUGACUCACUUAACAACCGUGGCAAGAAAGGUUGGAAAAUGAGACAAAGAUGAUGCCGAUUUACGCACACUGGACAACUGAGAAUAACAAGCAAACCUGAAAAGCAAAGCAAAUUGAAGCAGAAAUAAAAAUAGUUCCCAAAUAAAAAUAGUUCCCAAAAAUAGUGGGAAAACACAGAGUUCAAACCAGAAGAGGAUCCACACUGGAGAAAAGCCAUAUAAAUACUCUGAAUGUGGCAAAAGCUUUGGUCAGAAUAGCUCCCUUGUGAUUCAUAGAAGGAUCCACAUAGGACAGAUGCCCUACAACUGCCCCCAAUGUGGUAAAUGCUUUCGCAAGAAUUGCAAAUUUGUGAUACAUCAGCAGACUCACACCAGGAAGAAACCAUACAAGUGUCCAGAUUGUGAGAAACAUUUCAGUUGCCAUUCUAACCUGGUGCUACACCAGAGGACUCACACAAGAGAGAAACCUUUUGAAUGUCCAUAUUGUGGGAAAAGUUUCAGUCACAAUUCCAGCUUGGUCAACCACCAGAGGAUUCACACAGGAGAGAAACCCUUUGAAUGUUCUGAUUGUGGGAAACAUUUCAGUCAAAAUUCCUGCCUGGUGACACACCAGAGGACUCACACAGGAGAGAAACCCUUUGAAUGUCCUGAUUGUGGGAAAAGUUUCAGUCACAAUUCCAACCUGGUGACACACCAGAGGACUCACACAGGAGAGAAACCCUUUGAAUGUUCUGAUUGUGGUAAACAUUUCAGUCACAAUUCCUGCCUGCUGAUACACCAGAGGAUUCACACAGGAGAAAAACCUUUUCAGUGUCCAGAUUGUGGGAAACGUUUUAGUCAAAAUUCCUACCUGGUGCUACACCAGAGGACUCACACAGGAGAAAAACCUUUUCAGUGUCCAGAUUGUGGGAAAUGUUUCACUCAGAAUUCCACCCUGGCAAAACACCGGAGGACUCACACAGGAGAGAAACCCUUUGAAUGUCCAGAUUGUGGGAAAAGUUUCAGUCAGAAUUCCCACCUGGUGAACCACCAGAGGACUCAUACAGGAAAGAAAGCGUUCGAGUGUCCAGAUUGUGGGAAACAUUUCCGUUACCAUUUUAACCUGGUGAACCACCAGAGGAUUCACACAGGGGAGAAACCGUACAAUUGUCCAGAUUGUGUGAAAAGUUUCAGUCGGAAAUCCUCCUUGAUGAUACACCAGAGGACUCACGCAGAAAAACCUUUUGAAUGUCCUGAUUGUGGGAAAAGUUUCAGUCAGAAUUCCCACCUAGAGAUACACAAGAGGACUCACCCAGGUGAAAAACCAUUUGAAUGUUCUGAUUGUGGGAAACAUUUCAGUUACCAUUCUAACCUGGUGAUACACCAGCGGACUCACACAGGAGAGAAACCCUAUGAAUGUCCAGAUUGUGGGAAACGUUUUAGUCAAAAUUCCUACCUGGUGCUACACCAGAGGACUCACACAGGAAAGAAACCCUUUGAAUGUCCUGAUUGUGGGAAAAGUUUCAGUCAGAAUUCCAGCCUGGUGACCCACCAGAGGACACACACAGGAGAGAAACCCUUUCAAUGUCCUGAUUGUGGGAAAAGUUUCAGUCAGAAUUCCAGCCUGGUGGCCCACCAGAGGAUUCACACAGGGGAGAAACCCUUUCAAUGUCCUGAGUGUGGGAAAAAUUUUAGUCACAGUUCCAGCCUGGCGAUGCACCAGAGGAUUCACACAGGAGAGAAACCCUUUGAAUGUCCUGAUUGUGGGAAAAGUUUUAGUCGGAAUUCCCACCUAGAGAUACACAAGAGGACUCACAAAGGAGAAAAACCUUUUCAAUGUCCUGAUUGUGGGAAAAACUUCAAUCACAAUUACAGCCUGCUGAUACACCAGAGGACACACACAAGAGGGAAACCAUACAAGUGUCCAGAUUGUGGGAAAUGUUUUGGUUAUCGUUAUACCCUGCUGAAACACCAGAGGACUCACACAGGAGAGAAACCAUAUGAGUGUCCAGAUUGUGGGAAAAGUUUCAGUCAGAACUACAGUCUGGUGACCCACCAGAGGACUCACACAGGAAAGAAACCCUUUGAAUGUCCUGAUUGUGGGAAAAGUUUCAGUCAGAAUUCCAACCUGGUGACCCACCAGAGGAUUCACACAGGAGAGAAACCCUUUGAAUGUCCUGAUUGUGGGAAACGUUUCAGUCAGAAUUACAACCUGGUGACCCACCAGAGGACACAUACAGGAGAGAAAUCCUUUGAAUGUCCUGAGUGUGGGAAAAGUUUCAGUCAGAAUUCCAACCUGGUGACCCACCAGAGGACUCACACAGGAGAGAAACCCUUUGAAUGUCCUGACUGUGGGAAAUAUUUCAGUCAGAAUUCCUACCUGUUGAUACACCAGAGGAUUCACACAGGAGAGAAACCGUUUGAAUGUCUUGAGUGUGGGAAAAGUUUCAGUCAGAAUUCCAGCUUGGUGACCCACCAGAGAACACACACAAGAGACAAACCAUACAAGUGUCCAGAUUGUGGGAAAUGUUUCGGUUACCGUUCUAGCCUGGUGAACCACCAGAGGACUCACACAGGAGAGAAACCACAUGAGAGUCCAGACCUGCGGGGUCAAACUAUUUGAUUGAGGGCCACAUCAGGAUUGUGGUUGACCUUGUGGGUGGGGGGACAUCACAUGGCCAGCUCGACAUCUCUUGUGUUGUGGUGGCCCAGGCAGGUCUGGGAGGUUCCAUUGUCUCCAGCUGAGAAAGGCAAGACCAUGGUAAGAGCCAAAAACCUUGUUCUUACCAUCCCUCUCCGGCCAUGCAAAGGACCCCCGGACACCAGCAUAAGCUGCCCAGACCCCAGGGAGUGUAAGCACUGAGCCUGGCCCUCAAGCUGCCAUUGCAUUGCGACCUCACAGCCCAGGCCCGCUUCCCGAGGGGCAGCCCGACUGCACUUACCUCUUUAAGGCUGCUGCUGUGCUCGCUCUCCUUGGGCACGUUGCUCAUGGGGUAUGCUGGAGAGCAAAGUGUGUGUCAGAGGGUGGCCCAUUCCAUGUGAGGAGCCCCAGCUUUGUAACUAAAGCAUCCUCAGCAAUCGGAUGGGAGACCAUCAGGAGAGGUCAGGAGGAGGGGACAAGGGGAUAGUGAAAGGGCAGAAGGGCAGCUGUUUGCCAAGUGCUAAGUUAGGACUUCCCUCCGAAUCUGACUCCCUCAUUAUAAACCUUCCUUUCCUUUCCUUUCCUUUCCUUUCUUUCUUUCCUUUCUUUUCUUCUUUUUCCUUUCCUUUCCUUUCCUUUUUUUAAGCUGCCAGAGGCUCCCAACAAAGGCUUCUCAUUUUGACGCCUCCACCAUCGCUUCACCAUGGUUUUUAGCUCACAUCUCCCAGACUGGUGCAUGUGUAUGGUUUUGUGUGUGUGUUCCCCUUGCAGCCCAGCCAGCGCUGUGAUAUUGGAGAGAAAAAGAAGAUCGUGACAGGCUGGGGGUCGAGAAAAAGAAACAAGCAUUGCAAAAAAAACAGCUUUUGUUAUCUUUCAGCCUACAAUCAGCUUGCAGGCUACAAGUGAGUGAGUGCAAGUGAGUGAGAACACCUCCCCCUGCGCCCCCCCUUCCACACACACACACACACACACACACACCUGUGUACAGGCAGGAGAGGUGAGCUGAGAGUCAUGCAGCAAUCCGUCAGGCGCAGAGGCAACAACAGGGGAAGGGGAUCCAAAUGGGAAGCCUCUGCCCAUUUAAAAAAAGAAAACCCUGGGGAGCUUCUCUUUUUGUCCACCCUCCCCUCCGUUGCCUCCAUGCCUGAUGCUAAAAGGGAAAUUCUGUUUCCUCCCCCACCCUGCAAUGCCAGAAGCUGCAGGCCACCGUCGUUUGCCUUCCACGUCCCCCACAGACCCUGUGCAAUAUCCUACCGCCCAUGCAUGACAUGCUGGCCGUACCGUGACCAGCCUUAGAUCUGUGUCGGCGCCUUGGUCCAGCCCCCUGGCUCGGAGCGUGAGAAGGCUGGUGUCCUGGGUGAAGGGCAGUGCUCAGUCCCUAGGAACGCCAGGCCCUGCGCGCUCGCUGCCUGCUGUGCUCACACCCAGGGGGCUGGGCCGAGGUGGCGCCACAGGUCUAAGGCUGGGUGAGGUUCGGCCUGAAGGCAAAUCGCACCUGGUCAACCUGGGCCAAGCCAAGGCAUCACAGGCCGGUCCUUUAAUGUUUCCAGGGCAGACCCAAGGGCCAGAUGAAACCAUCUUGCAGGCCGGAUUCAGCCCGCGGGCCUUGACUUUGACACCCUGGUCCAGAUGGAGGGAAAAGUUUUGGGUUGGUGAUUGUUGUUUUUUUUGAAUAUAUGUUUGAGUGGUACAUUUUUCUUUUAAAAACAUAAAAAGUUCCAUGUCUAUCUGAGCAGCGUGUUGUUGUUAUUGUUAGUUGCGAAGUCGUGUCCAACCCAUCGUGACCCCAUUGAGAACGUUCCUCCAGGCCUUCCUGUCCUCUACCAUCCUCUUAAUGGACUUAAAGGAGUCCAUUUAAGCUCACGCCUACUGCUUCAGUGACUCCAUCCAGCCACCUCAUUCUCUGUCGUCCCAUUCUUCUUUUGCCCUCAAUCUUUCCCAGCAUUAGGCUCUUCUCCAGUGAGUCCUUCCUUCUCAUUAGGUGGCCAAAGUAUUUGAGUUGAUGAUUAGGCAACUCAGCUGGGAUCGCCAGAGGAAAAAAAAGCUUUUAAAGGGUUCUGACGAUCCCCGCUGAGCCGCGUGAUCAUCAGAGGAGGUUUUUUUUUACUUUAAAAGCAUUUUUUCGGCCGAAGAAAAAAUGCUUUUAAAAAUAAAGGAAUAAAGGCAGGGAUUUUUGCUACCGGGGCUCCGAACCACCCGCCACCAUCGCUACCAGAUCGGGCGAUCCGUUCCACACUGGGAGCAUUUCACCCCUGGUUCAAAGGUCUCAGUUCUUUGGCACUCAGCCUUCCUUAUAGCCCAACUUUCACAGCCAUACAUUGCAACUGGGAAAACCAUAGUCUUGACCAUACGCAGUUUUGUUGGCAGGGUGAUGUCUCAGCUUUUUAGUAUGCUGUCCAGCUUUGCCAUAGCGUUCCUCCCUAGGGGCAUACUUAAUUGUUUCCAGUGUCUUUCUCCCCACAUUGAACUGAACCCAGAUGAAUAUUUCUUCCAACAACAUUGUUAGUUUACAAUUUCUAUCCCACAGUGUCUGCCAUUUAUCUAAUUGUAUUGAAUAACCAAAGUUUUUAUCAUUGUUUCUUUCACUUGCUCUUCUUCCAUUUUAAUACCCAGUAAGUAGCUAUACAUUUUUAAAAUCAAUUUUUCAUCUGUUCCUAGUAAUGUCUGGUCUAGCUCUGUUGGUUCUUUAUAGAAACCAUACAUUCUUAUAUCUUCCUCAUAUCUUAAUUGUAUUUCCACAUGUGGCCACCAUGCUAAAUCCCUUGAUUAGUCCUUAUUUAGAUUUAAGUUCCCCUUUAUCAUUCAAAGUAUUUGUAUAUGUUACAGUUUUUCCAUAUUAAUCACAUUUGGAUGCCUCCAUCGUGGAGAACCAGGCUGGUAUUUUCAUAUAAGGUCUUUCUUUAAUUUCCCCCCAUACUAAUAGUAGUGCAUUUCUAACAAGGUGGUAUUUUUUGUAUAUUGAUUAUGGAUUUCCCACAUGUGGAGUUUCAGCCUUCUAUCUUGGUGAACUCCAGAUGUUGAACCUCACAAUUUUCCAGCCAAUGUACAAUUAGUCCUCGAGAUAUAACUGUCACCGGGCCUACCAAUUACGGUUGCACCUUGCAACGGCUGUUAAGUGAGACUGCUUUGCUUAAUUUCCCCUGAACCACCCUCGUUCUCUUUCGAUGCAGCUGUUAAAGAAAUGUGCAAGUUGUUAAGCGGAACACUGGCUACCUCAGGUUUAGGGGAAAGUCUUAGAGGCCUGGCGCAGGCCCAGGCUUUCCUUCCAAAGGCCACCCAUAACCCAUCUCUUAGGCCUCUCCUUCCUAAAACAGGGUCUGUGUAGUCCUCUGGUCUAAGUCUGACCCACCAGGCAUCACAGCCGCCUCCUCUCUAUCUUUUCAAGAUGUCUGAACCUUCCCUUGGAGAAGGAGGGUAGGACGCACAUCUGUGGGCUGCAUGACUGUGUCAUAGAAGCAGACGUUAUUUUCAGUGUGCCCGUUAUUCAUCCCUGGGCCAUGUGGUGGACUUGUGCAAGCGGCUGCCAUUUUGCCACGACUGCCUCACGGCCAAAUUGGCGGCUGCUUCUGAGUCAUUGUCAUGUGGGAGAGGGAGAAACUGCAUGUAUUGCCCCUGUCAGUCUGACUCUGAGAUGGAGGAGGAACAGCUGACAGAGAGAGAGAGAAUGGCUCCCUUGGCUGUGGAGCAAACUGGGGAAGGGCAAAGGGAGGCUGGGCAGAGCAGGGGAGAGUUAGAACAAGGGAGACGGGUUCUGAUGAAGACCAAAGCCCACCCCCUCCUCAUCCUAGGGCACGCAGGGAAGAACGGAGAGGAGGAGAGAGCAACGUGGGUUGCGUGCAGUGGUGGGAUUCAAUUGUUAAACAACCGGUUCUGUGGGCGUGGCUUAUUUUGGGGUGUGGCUAGCUGGUCAUGUGACUGGGUGACCAUGGCUAUGGGCAUAGAAAUUACUCAGAGGGCUAAAAAAAGUAAUUUCUGACCAGUCCUCGCACUUUUGACCAGUCCUUGCACUUAUGACCAUCCUCACAUUAAUGCCCAUUGCAGCAUUUUUAGCAACCAUGUCACUCAUUUCACAACUGCUUCUCUUCACCACGGUUACAAGAUAGGGGGCAAAAUGUAAAAUGUGAGGACAGUCGUAGGUGUGAGGACCGGUCAAAAGUGUGAGGACAGGUCAAAAAUAACUUUUUCAGCCCUCUGAGUAGUCCCUAUGCACAAAAUGCUGCAAACAGGCAUAAAUGAUGACCGGUCAUAAGUGUGAGGACUGGUCAAAAGUGCGAGAACCGGUCAGAAACCACUUUUUUCAGCCCUCUGGGUAGUCCUUAUGUGUAAGGGACUACUCAGAGGGCUGAAAAAGUUAUUUUUGACCUGUCCUUGCAAUUUUGACCAGUCCUCGCACUUAUGACUGUCCUCACAUUUUACAUUUUGCACCCUAUCUUGUAACCGUAGUGAAGAGAAGAAGUUGUGAAAGGAAUGACACGGUUAAGAAUGCUAGAACAGGCAUAAAUGUGAAGAUAGUCAUAAAUGCUAUGUCUGUUCAAAGGUGUCAGAACCUAUCAGAAAUCACUUUUUUCAGCCCUCUCAGAGGACUGAAAAAAGUGAUUUCUGACAGGUUCUCACACUUUUGACCAGUCCUCACACUUAUGACCAGUCAUCAUUUAUGCCUGUUGCAGUAUUUUUAAUAGCCAUGUCACUCAUGUCACAACUGCGGUGCUUCAUGUGACCGGGUGGGCGUGGGCAGGUGGUCAUGUAACAUAGCUUCUUUGCCCUAAUGACAGUUUGCUGCAAUGUUCGUAAGUGUGAAAAACGGUCAUAAGUCACUUUUUCAGUGCCAUGCUUGUUAAACCAAUUACCAGAACAAAUCCAUUCUCCCUCCCUCUUUCUCUCCAUCUUUCUCGCCCCCUUUCUCUCCUUCAUCUUUCUCCCCCCUCUUUCUCUCAAUCUUUCUCUCCUUAAACUCUCCUUCUCCCUCCUUCUGCCUUCCAUUGAGGACCUGUAUACUGCACGAAUCAAGAAGAGGGCUGUGAAAAUAUUUACAGAUCCCUCACAUCCAGGACAUAAACUGUUUCAACUCCUACCCUCAAAACGACGCUAUAGAGCACUGCACAACAGAACAACUAGAUACAAGAACAGUUUUUUCCCAAAGGCCAUCACCCUGCUAAACAAAUAAUUCCCUCAACACUGUCAAAAUAUUUACUAAAUCUGCACUACUAUUAAUCUUCUCAUCGUUCCCAUCACCAAUCUCUUUCCACUUAUGACUCUAUGACUGUAACCUUGUUGCUGGCAAUCCUUAUGAUUUAUAUUGAUAUAUUAACCAUCAAUUGUGUUGUAAAUGUUGUACCUUGAUGAACGUAUCUUUUCUUUUAUGUACACUGAGAGCAUAUGCACCAAGACAAAUUCCUUGUGUGUCCAAUCACACUUGGCCAAUAAAAAUUCUAUUCUAUUCUAUUCUUCUCUUUCUCUCCAUCUUUCCCCCCCCCUUUCUCUCCUUCAUCUUUCUCCCCCUUCUAUCCUUCAUCUCUCUUUCUCUCCCUCAUCCUUUUCUGCCCCCCUCUUUCUCUCCAUCACUCUUUCUCCAAAUGGGGUAGGGUAGGCUGGCCCUGCCCUGGUAUUCUAACAUUUCUUGUCUGAGAAUUUCCUGUAUAUAAAUCCUGUUGUGGGGUCUCAUAAAAUGACACUGUUUUCCCAAUCAAGCAGUUAUGUACGAUUUUUUAUUUAAAAUGCAUCACAGUAAUUGUCAAUUACACUUGCCCAGAGAGUCAUCUCAGUUCUUCCACAAUUGGGAUAGAGUUAUCAUAUUGAUUUGUGCUUUGUUGUCUUUGCAGUAAUUGGUAAAUUAGCCAUUAGCUUUUGGGUAUAAAAACGUAUCUCAGAGUUAUGGCUGCAUUAUAACCAAAAGAAAUCUAUGCUGCUCCUAAAAAAAAUUCUCUUUAAAAUUGGAGGGUGAGAGGUUGCAUGUCCCAUCUUACAUUUGCUGGCAAUAUGGUAAUUCUAUUCUUUGUUUUGGGGGAAAAGAUUGUCUUCAAGGUUUUUUUCUUUUCAUUUAGCCAUGGUAUGAAUG